AUGCAGUCAUUUGAGGCGUUCCGCGUUGUCGGGUCCAUCUGCGGUCCCGUCCCCAUCAGCGCCACGCUGCUCUAUGGCACGCCCGUGCUGAUGGCGGCGACUGGUCGUACCUUCCAGCUGUACAAAGGGAAGGAACUGGCCAUGAUGCGCGGUGGCCCCACCUUUCAAGGCCCGGUGCGCGCGGUGGCCCAGGUCGGCAAGUACCGCGCCGUCGCCGAGGGCUCUCGCUUACACGUCUUUGUCCAUCACAAGGCGCUGUGGACGAAGCACCACGAGGAGGCAACGAAGCCUGCCAUCACGCACCUGCUCGCCCAGGAUGACCUUCUUUUCAGCCUCGGCGAGGACAAGCGCGUUGUGGUCUGGGAGCUCAAGACUGGCAACGCCCUGCAGGAGAUGCUGGUGGAGAGGAGCGAAACCGUGACGGCGCUUGCACUGCUGACGGGGUACACGAACAAGCUGCUGCUCACCACCGCGGAGGGCACGCUGCAGCUGUGGAACUUCCGCUCCGGGUCGUGCCUGUGGUACUCGCAGCGAAGCGGUGCCGUCGCCAUCACGGCCGUUGCGUGCAGUCGGUACAAGAACAUCGUUGCGUACGGCACCGCCGACGGCAAAGUCACGACGUGCAACAUCGCCACCGACGAGGUCAUCACCACCUUCGACCACGCGGACGGCGGCGCCGUCACCUCCCUCUUGUUCCGCACCGACAAGGACGGUCUGCUUGUCUCGGGCACGAGUCUGGGUGAGGUGGUAAUGUGGGACCUGGAGAAUAGAUGCAUGGACGGCACCCUGACGCGGUCCAAGCAGGUCCGGUCUGAGCUGGAGGCGCUGGAGCGGCCGCAUGUCGACGCGGUGCACUCCUUGGUCAUGUUCGACCUUCCUGAGUACACCGCCGUCCUCAUCACGGGUGGCGCCGACAACGCCCUCAUGCAGUUUCGCUUCGACACCGUCGACGGACUUGGGGUGCUGGUGCGAGAGCGCCGCGGACACAUGGGCAGCUGCACCGACGCCAUCUUCUACAACACGGACCUGCUCGUCACCUCCGGCAACGACCGCGCGCUACGCGUGACGCACGUCUUCUCAGACCGCGCGUCGUGGGAGCUGUCGCAGGGGAAGCUGGGCAAGCGCGGCCGCGAGAUGCAGAUGGGGCGCGAGGCGGUGAAGCUGCCGCCCGCCACGGCCCUCGCCGCCGCCACGACACGAAACUACCAGUGGUCCAGCUUAGUGUCCCUGCACGCUGCGUCGGCGCUGGCGUGUGGCUGGCGCAUGGACAGCCGAGCGAUGGAGUUCAAGCUCUCCGGUAUCCAGACGUCCGCCCACACCGCCCGCGCGCUGGCGCUGUCGGACUGCGGCAACUACGCCGUGGUGGGCUACUCCAGCGGCAACGUCGCCGCCUUGAGCCUGCAAAACCGCAGCGUGCGUCACCUUUUCGACCCCAACCUCGGCGCCGAUCGCGCGCACGACAGCUCGGUGGAGUGCGUCGAGGUGGGGUGCAGCAACACGACUGUCAUCACAGCCGGCUUAGACGGCGUCAUCAAGAUGUGGGAUCUCUGGACCGGCAAGCUGAAAGCCUCCGUUGCGACGGAGCAGCCGAUGACGAAGUCGUGCCUGCACGAGGCGUCCUCGCUUUUCAUCGUCGCCCAGCACUUCACGAUUCGGGUGUACCACGCCAACCCCGACGUCGGCCUCACCGCGGAGGAGCUCCGCACACCAGUGCGUGAGCUGGAGGGCCACAACAGUCCCAUCACAGCGUUGGCCCUGGCGCCCGACACCUACCGCUACGUUGUCUCCACCUCGGGCGACGGCGCGCUGCUCGUGUGGGACCUCGCCGCGGCGGCCUGCGUCGGGCAGUACCGCUUCGCCGCCCCCGCGCUCUCGCUCAGCUUCCACCCUGACGCACUCUUCCUCAUCACAACACACGCAGGGGAGCGUGGGGCCUACCUGUGGGUGAACAACAUCCGCUAUGGCUACGUGCCGGAGGUAGUGCCCGACCCCAAGGCGAAGGCGACGGAGCGGCUGCCGUGGCUGCAUUUCCCAACAGCGCACGGGGCGGCCGAGGAGGACGCGCUGGAGGAAAGCGACGGAAGCGGGGCGGCACGGCUGAACACCGCUGCCGCGUUGGCGGAGGCGGAAGCGGAGGAGCGGGAGGCGGCGGCGACCGAGGCGCGGGAGGCGGCCGCCGCGGAGGCGAACCUCUUUGACGCGUCGCACGACAUUGCCCUCGUGCGCCGACGCCAGCGUGAGGCGCAGCAGGCGGCGCUCGACGCCAUUCCCAUGCAGGGCCUGGAGCUUGCCGGCGUGCCGCAGAGCCUGUGGUUCAACCUCACGGUGCUGGACCAGAUCAAGGAGAAGAAUCAGCCGCUGCUGCCGCCUAAGAAGAAGGAUGUGCCCUUCUUCCUCCCGACCACGCAGGAGCUGCGCCCCACCUUUCUCGUCGUUGCCUCCGACAACCGCAAAGCAGGGGGAGAGGCGGACGGAGCUGGUCGCAUGACACGCGCGAACCUUGAGGAGCUGACACCGGUGCAGGACAUGCUCGUGAAUAACCGCCACGAUGCUCUGAUGGACUACUUCCUGUCGCUCAAAACCGCGCAGGCGAUCGAUCUGGAGCUGAAGCGCGCGGUGGACUACGUCGACGGGAGCAGUUACACCGCCGCGGAGUUGGAGCGAAUGCAAAGUUGCUUGAAGGGCCUGCUCUCCUUCAUCACCGCGUGGUUGCGGAAGCAGAAGAACGUCGACCUUGUGCAGGGCAUUCUGGCGGAUGUGAUUCGCUCGCAUGGUGGGCUGGUGACCCGUUUUGGAGAGGCGCUUGUGCCGGCGCUGGAGGAACUCGCGGAGGUGCAGAACACGACGCGCUACUCGAUCGAUCAUCUCGUCUCCUACCCUGCGUGCCUCGCCGGAACCUUCUCCGGCACGCUGUUCUAA
Leptomonas pyrrhocoris is the source of this 2919-nucleotide messenger RNA. RefSeq lists its product as hypothetical. The record is from RefSeq and is a predicted model, not a curated record. Lineage: Eukaryota; Euglenozoa; Kinetoplastea; Trypanosomatida; Trypanosomatidae. Bases 1 to 2919 code for a protein of 972 amino acids. Gene Ontology annotation, molecular function: protein binding. Gene Ontology annotation, biological process: rRNA processing. The transcript has a single exon. Gene Ontology annotation, cellular component: small-subunit processome; Pwp2p-containing subcomplex of 90S preribosome.